Elaeis guineensis (African oil palm) is the source of this 1181-nucleotide messenger RNA. Its product is annotated as xyloglucan endotransglucosylase/hydrolase protein 22. The record is from RefSeq and is a predicted model, not a curated record. Gene Ontology annotation, cellular component: apoplast; cell wall. Gene Ontology annotation, molecular function: hydrolase activity, hydrolyzing O-glycosyl compounds; xyloglucan:xyloglucosyl transferase activity. Lineage: Eukaryota; Viridiplantae; Streptophyta; Magnoliopsida; Arecales; Arecaceae. Gene Ontology annotation, biological process: xyloglucan metabolic process; cell wall biogenesis.
ACCCGACAACCCCCUGCUCACUUCCUCACCCCGACACACCAACCUCCAUCCUCUCUCUUCCUUACAAUCUGAUACCAAAACUACUUUAUUUCUCUCCAUACCAUUUCUUCUACUAGCUAUCUAUCAUGGCAUCAGUACUUUUUCCUCUCUUAGCAUGCUCUUUGAUGACCAUUGCAUGGGCUGGAAACUUCUACCAGGACUUCGACAUCACUUGGGGUGAAGGGCGUGCGAAGAUCCUCGACAAUGCCCAGCUCCUCACUCUCUCCCUCGACAAAUCCUCCGGCUCCGGCUUCCAGUCCAAGAACGAGUAUCUCUUCGGCAAGAUAGACAUGCAGCUAAAGCUCGUCCCUGGGAACUCCGCUGGCACCGUCACUGCCUACUACCUGUCUUCACAAGGACCAAGUCAUGAUGAGAUCGACUUCGAGUUCCUCGGAAACCUCGGUGGAGACCCUUACACCCUCCACACCAAUGUGUUCACCCAGGGGAAGGGGAACAGAGAGAUGCAGUUCCACCUCUGGUUCGAUCCCACCAAGGACUUCCACACCUACUCCAUCCUGUGGAACCCCAGACACGUUAUCUUCAUGGUUGAUGGAAUACCGAUCAGAGAUUUCAAGAACCUGGAGUCGAGGGGCGUCGCGUUUCCAAAGAGCCAACCCAUGAGGAUCUACUCCAGCCUUUGGAAUGCUGAUGACUGGGCUACGCAGGGUGGGCGCAUCAAGACUGACUGGACGAAUGCCCCCUUCACUGCCUCGUACAGGAAUUUCAAUGCCGAUGCCUGCAUCUGGUCCUCUGGUACCUCCAAUUGUCCUAAUUCACAGAAAUCUGACAAUGCUGGCUGGUGGAACCAGGAGCUAGAUUCCGCAAGCCAACAGAGGAUGAGAUGGGCGCAGCAGAACUACAUGAUCUACAACUACUGCACUGACCUCAACCGGUUCCCUCAGGGCCUUCCUCCAGAGUGCUCCAUAGCCUGAAAGAGAGGAGAAAAACAGUGAAUUAACAAGCACCAUUAUUCUUUGAUUCAUUCAUUCUUCUACAUGAUGUUGGCACAUAUACUUCGUUGUCAUUCUUGUCAAAAGACACACAACGCAUUUGUUUUAGAGAAUUAUGUUCUCCAUGUAAUAUGAUACCAUGAAUUAAAAUAAGAGGCACCAGGCUCAGUUCUGUUUGAUCAUUCAGCUGAA